Molecule: messenger RNA, 1419 nt
Organism: Trichophyton rubrum CBS 118892
Lineage: Eukaryota; Fungi; Ascomycota; Eurotiomycetes; Onygenales; Arthrodermataceae
Product: UV damage endonuclease UvdE
Exons: 3
Coding region: 1-1419 (472 amino acids)
Biological process (GO): response to UV; nucleotide-excision repair; mitochondrial DNA repair
Cellular component (GO): nucleus; mitochondrion
Molecular function (GO): endonuclease activity
Source: RefSeq, a predicted model, not a curated record
AUGUCCGCAUGCCUUAACACCUACCUACGCAAUGCAAAUCCUCCGGUUUUUUGCUCCCGGACCUGCCGCAUUGCUUCUAUACUUGAAAACCGACACCCUCUCCAAGACUCAUCUCAGCCCCGACAUGCUACCAAAAACCGUCCAGACCGUACCAAAUCUCCAGAUAUAGCCAGAGGCCAAAAAUUCGUGCAGGAGCUGGGUUUAGCGAAUACCCGAGAUUUGGUAACCAUGAUCCGCUGGAACGUACGGUUUGGAAUCCGCUUCAUGAGAAUCAGCAGUGAGAUGUUCCCCUUUGCGAGUCAUGCAGAAUAUGGAUAUAAACUAGCUCCGUUUGCAUCCAAGGCCCUAGCUGAGGUAGGAGCUGUUGCCGCCGAACUUGAUCAUCGUCUCACUGUUCACCCUGGUCAGUUUACUCAACUUGGCUCACCACGCAAGGAAGUGAUCAGUAACUCCAUCAGGGAUUUAGCGUACCAUGCAGAGAUGCUAAACCUCUUGAAUCUACCGCCUCAAAUGGAUCGUGAUGCUGUUAUUAUUCUGCACAUGGGUGGCACCUUUGGAGACAAAGAGAGAACUCUCAGUCGGUUCAGAGCGGCUUACUUGGGCCUGCCUCGGGAUAUCAAAGACAGGCUUGUCUUGGAGAAUGAUGAUAUGAGCUGGACUGUGCAUGACCUUCUACCUGUAUGCGAGGAAUUGAACAUACCCUUCGUCCUGGACUAUCACCACCAUAAUAUCCACUUUAAUCCAGACCAGAUUCGGGAAGGCACCCUCGAUAUAAUGACGCUUUAUGAUCGGAUAAGAUCAACGUGGAUAAGAAAAGGAAAAACACAAAAGAUGCAUUAUUCUGAGCCCACCCCAGAAGCAAUAACCAAAGUGCAGCGACGGAAACAUAACGCCAGAGUGUCCACACUCCCACCCUGUGAUCCAACUAUGGAUCUCAUGAUUGAAGCCAAAGAUAAAGAACAGGCUGUUUUUGAGCUUAUGAAGAUCUAUAAACUCCCUGGUUUCGAAAAAAUAAACCACGUCAUUCCACAUUACAGGGAAGAUUGGGCGAAAACUCCUAAGAAAACUCACAUUCUCGUUGGGACUAGCCAGCAAAAGCUCGAUCCCGAAGAGGUAAACAUGGGGGGCCCAUAUGGUCGGGUUUACUGGCCUCCAGGGAUGGAAGAAUGGCUCCGCCCUCGAAAGCGCAGGCUAAUACCUAAAGCCAGACCCCGCGUGCGUGGGGCGAAGAAGAAAGAAGGGGAGUCAUCUCUAGAAGGAGAAGGCGAAGACGAUUUAACACUCACGAAUACAUCGUCAGGAGAAGAGCAACCAGCGAAACGACGAAAGACCACAGCAAAAGGUGAAGGCCAAGAGAUCCAGAGCGCUGAACAAGCUUUUGGAAGGAAGUUGCGAGCAAGAAAAAAUGUUACGCUGUAA